AUGUCACCAUCAAGCUCCAAGUCAACUGUGCGUGCCAGUGUCGCGUGUAAUUUAUGCAGAGGAAGCAAGUUAAAAUGUAUCAACAACUCCGACUCAACUCGUUGCCAAAGAUGUUCCAAACUCGAUCUUGAAUGUACUUACACAUUGAAGACGUCACAAUUGAAAAAGCGAAAGUUAACACAACUGUUUGCUUCAAGACAACAAAGCAAACCAAUGGUAUUUCUACCGGAGAAGAAAUUUAUCAUUGAAGCCAGCGAAAUUUUUUUUGAAAACCAGUACAAGGGUAUAUUCCCAUUAUUUCAUAAACCGUCAUUUUUCAAGUUCCUUAAAUCAGAUGAAUUCGAUCCACAUACAUACAUUGAAAAGUAUACACCACUGAAGAAUAACCCGGAUCCUGUGAUUUUGUUAUCAAUUCUUGCGUUAUGUGCAAGGUUACACCCAGAGCUACCAAAAAUAUAUGGUCACUUCAAUGAAUCUGACGCAGAAUCAUUCUUCCCGAGUUUUUCAAAGGAUUCACCAUCAUCUGCAUCCAACGCUUCCAAAUACUUUGGCUGGCAUGCAAGAAAGUAUGUCAGGUUCGAUGAACCUUCGAUCGAACGCGUGCAAGCGUUGUGCAUUCUCAGUAGUCAUGAGUGGGGAGAAGGAAAUGCAUCAAGAAGUUAUAUGUACGUGGGAAUUGCUGCAAGAAUGGCAUUGAUUCUAGGGUUAAAUAACGAACCCACACCUGAAACGGGUUUAACUAAUUCGGAGAAUUUCAUAAGAAUGGAAAUGAAACGCCGAGCAAUGUGGUCGGUAUAUAUGAUGGAUAGAUGUAAUUCCUGCGGAAGAAGUAGUCAUUCGUGUAUAUCACUAGAUCAAAUCCAUAUCAGAUUGCCAUGCACAGAAAAGGAGUUCAUUUUUGGUGCUGGAAAAGAACAUCCUUUUAGAUCUGAUGACAAUCGUGACGAUCUUUCCUUAUGUGGUUACCAAAUCGUGUUGUUUGAAAUCUGGAGAGAUAUAUCUGUGUGGGUUAGUACCACUGGUGCAAAACUAGAGAAAACACCUCCAUGGAAAAUGGAGUCUCCAUACUACAUACUAUCCAAAAAAUUGGAUGCCUUUGAAGAACAAUUACCAACGCAUCUAAAGUUUUCAGAAUUCAACCUACAAGCACAUAUUGCUGAUGGAUCAGUCACAGAUUAUGCCUACUUCAGUGGUUUAUUUUUACUUUGUCGUACAUUUUUAAAUCGAGAAUAUUUCUAUUCCCUGCCUGAAGCUUCGCCCACGGGUUGGUGGAAGGAACAGGCAAGUGUUUUAUUUGAUACAUUGGAUAAGUUGGAUCAAAUUCCCAAAAUUUUGAAACCAUUGAAUUUGAUGGUGAUUGCCCCAUUCACGGGAUUUCAUGUGUUCACUGCAGCUGCAACCGGAUUUUUCAUUGGAGCUUAUCCCAAAAAAGUUAUGAAGUCGCAGUUUAACGGUGAAGUCAUUAAGAAAUACCAAUCAUUGGCAGAAGACAACCUCAACACACUAUCUAGUUGGCUGGAAUCAUGGGGGUUGGGUGAAAGCUGGAUCAAUACACUAAAAGAGAUGAAGGAAGUGUUUGCUCGAUCAUCAGAUUACGAUGAGUUGCGGUUCAAGAUGCGGGACUACGGUAAUAUAGAUAAGAAACCGGAUAUUCAAAAUUUAUUAGUAAUGGACGAAGCGCCUGCUCUAGAUUUUAUGGAUCUAACAAACAUAUUUCCAGAUUGGAGCGGCACUAUGAACAUAUAA
Molecule: messenger RNA, 1746 nt
Organism: Candida tropicalis MYA-3404
Lineage: Eukaryota; Fungi; Ascomycota; Pichiomycetes; Serinales; Debaryomycetaceae
Gene: ZCF38
Product: Zcf38p
Exons: 1
Coding region: 1-1746 (581 amino acids)
Biological process (GO): regulation of DNA-templated transcription; DNA-templated transcription
Cellular component (GO): nucleus
Molecular function (GO): DNA-binding transcription factor activity, RNA polymerase II-specific; DNA binding; zinc ion binding
Source: RefSeq, a predicted model, not a curated record